This is a messenger RNA of Conger conger (European conger), 2968 nucleotides long. Its product is annotated as N6-adenosine-methyltransferase TMT1A-like. Gene Ontology annotation, molecular function: S-adenosylmethionine-dependent methyltransferase activity. Lineage: Eukaryota; Metazoa; Chordata; Actinopteri; Anguilliformes; Congridae. The record is from RefSeq and is a predicted model, not a curated record. The transcript is spliced from 2 exons. The coding region runs from base 69 to 797 and encodes 242 amino acids.
AGCAUAAGAAGUCUGCGAGGAGAGAAGUCCGCCAGUCUAUUCUGGAGUGUGGACAUUUGGAUUCAGCAAUGGCGUUAAUUAUGAAUGCCUGUACCUUGUUUUUUAAAAUAUUAGUGUUACCCCUAGAUCUAAUUCACUUUUUAGGCAUAUACAGCUUAUAUAAACGUGUAUUCCCCGUCAUGAUGAACAUACUAUCCAAAAGCUAUAACAAAAAAUUGCAUGAGAAAAAGAAGGAGCUUUUUAGCAGUUUAUCGGAGUUUGCACGUCCAGAUGGCUCUCUGACGAUUCUGGAAAUAGGAUGCGGGACUGGGACAAACUUUAAAUUCUACCCCUCCGGCAGCAAAGUCAUAUGUACCGACCCUAACCCACAUUUCCAGCGCUACUUGCAGGAAGCCGUCGACGCAAGUGAUCAGCUUGAAUUUGAGAAGUUCGUGGUUUCCUCGGCCGAGGAUCUGACAGCAAUCAGCAACAGCUCAGUGGACGCAGUGGUGUCCACGCUGGUACUGUGCUCGGUGAACGACACUAAACAAGUCCUGGAUGAGGCGCACCGCAUACUUAGACCCGGUGGUGCUCUGUUCUUCUUGGAACAUGUGGUAUCUGAUCCCGCCAGCUGGACCUACUUCUUCCAGCAUGUUCUGCAGCCCCUGUGGUUCUACUUUGGCGAUGGCUGUGUGAUGACUCGGCCGACCUGGAAGCCCCUGGAAGCGUCCAAAUUUUCAGACCUGAAACUGAGACACAUUGACGCGCCUGUUAUGUACUUGAUCAGACCGCACAUUUUGGGUUACGCUGUCAAAUAAAAGUAUAGAUUAAAACCACGGUUUUAACCUUAGGCAACUGUGGAAUAGACUAAUCCCUAAACAAAUGAAGCGGUUUGUCACUAUGACACCAUAAUGCUAUUUUCUAACCGUAUAAAUGAUUGAACUUUAAUGACUUAAUGAUUAUUUGUACUCAUGAAAUUCAUACAACAGCCUUUUUAAUUUUGAGCUUCUAACUAGUGUCAAAUGCGAAUUGUUUUUUUAAAUUUAUUUUUAAAAAAUUAUUUUACCGCAAGUACUAUUCAGAUGUGAUGCUGUCAGAUUUUUAGAACUUACUUCCUGUGGGCAAUAUGCCAUGGAGCUGCAGCCAAAGGCGGCCUGUAGCAUAGUACAUGACUGGGGCACGCCAGGUCGGUGGUUCGAUCCCCAGUGUAGCCACAAUAAGAUCCGUACACCUGUUGCACCCUUGAGCCAGGCCCUUAACCCUGCAUUGCUCCAGGAGAGCUUAGUCUAAUCAACUGUAUGUUGCUCUGGAUAAGAGCAUCUGCCAAAUGCCAUUAAUGUAAUGUAAUCGGAGGACAGAGGAAUGGAGGAAGUAUGUAUUAUGCCUGGAAUGUCCUGCAUUAGUUUGAAGCUGUGGCAGAUGGAGAGGUGGAUCUACAGGGCGUUUGUCUCGUAUGGUCAGAAAAUACACUUGCAAUUGUGUUUCCUUUCCCAGUCAUCCUGCAGCAGCCUCCUACAUUGCAGUCCGUUAGUAUUUGGAUUUUUUGUUUUUUUGCUCAAUAGCAAGCAAAUGGUUGAAAUAAAAUGAUCACUAUGUGACUAAACUGCACACCUUUAAUUUUCAUUUGAUAUAACAAUUGUAGCCUUUGCCAUACAUAGACAAAAAAAUGUGUCACUGUUGUAAUGGUAAUUUUCUUAACUGACAAUGUUUGUUAACAUAAAGACAAUCACGUGAUUAAAAAGAACCAUUUAUUUUUAAUCCUUAUUACUAUUAGACCACUUUCUGAAUUAAGUGCGUACUAGGAGUCUUUCUCUGUCUCUCUCCCAGCCUUUGACCUUAAUGUCUCUGCUUCUCCUAGAAGAGGGUAGCUAGCACAUUCUGGUCUUACAGCAAGGGCAAGGUUGGAAUUUAUCUGGAGACUAAAUAAUAAUCCUAGGUUGUCAGCAUCAUGUCUUCCUUGUUUUUGUCUCCAUCCUUGUGGAAAAGUGUGUCUAAGAGUUACUAUGUCUGAUUAAAUUCAGAGAGCUGGUAAGCUCUCACUUUCUGUUCUUUCUUUGCAAAUAAAUACUUAAGUUAAACUCAAGUAUAGCUAUCGUUGAUUUACGGGGAUCUGUUUCAUCAGACGAUGCUCACCUGUGAAAUGUUAAAAAAGUGUUUCCCUAACACUGUUCAAAUGCUUAUGGUAGAUCCUUGCUUCUCGCUCCUCCAAGAAACAUUUAACGGGUUGGGAUGUCCUUAGAGACCGAGCCUGGGCCAUGUGCGAAUCGGCAGACUUGCACACUACGGAGUAUAAAUGGUGUACGCACUUUGUGUACACAAUAUUAGGUGAGAGUGCCAUUUCGGACACAAAAGGAUAGUGCAGUCAAUUGCAAAACCAAUCAAGUUUCAUGUUUGUGCACCUUAAAGGCCAUGUGAAAUUAAACCUCUGUUGAAGGGAGUAUAUUUGAAUUCUGUUUAACCGCUACAUUCUUAGGUGGCCUCCACUGUAAUUCUCCUGUCAGGGCUCUCAAGAAACUGGUAUAAUAAUAAAUCUCAAGUGCUCCAAACAAGGCUUCAAGGCCUCCCUUGCUCUGUGGGCGUCUCCCUACAGGAAGUUAGAAAUGUUGCUUGCAAGUGUAUGUGUGUUUUUCUUUCUUUCCCUCUCUCACAGGCCCUGUGGCUCCUUUGGCUGACUCCCAGCUCGUGUUAUCUACCAGAGUAAAUGCUUUAUCUGAAAUCCAGAAUCCAGAUUAAUUAUUUCUGAUUUAGAGCCUGUGUAUGUAAUGUUGAAGGUUAGGGGUCGAUGUGUGCUCAUCCAGUAUGCGUUCUAUGUGAUAGGACAUAACCAUUUACUGGGUUACAUUUUACAAUAUGCUUAUGCUUUAACCAUGUGCCAGAUGACGGAUUAAAUCUGUUACUUAGUCAAUUAUUAAUAAGCUAAGAGGCACAGUCUGGCCUCUCCAGUUGUACUGGACUUUUUCUGCAAAAAAUAAAUCCUCUUUCACUUGGA